AUACAGUAAUGCCAUUUAACAGCACGUAUAAUUGUGGCUGCUUUCAAUAAACCUUUUCAUUGAGAUGUCAAAUCUAAAUAAAACAUGAAAAUUAGUCUUUAAUGGUUUUACUGCUACUUUGUUUUUUUUUACUUGUACCACUGAGGCGGAAAGGCCCAAACUGCUCCCUCACCCGAGACCCCAAAACAGCGCAGAAUAAUAAUAAUACAGAGAAUAGACAUACAAGUGGCACUAUCCACUAUCUAUGCACCAACAGUCCCCUCCAAAAGACACUUGGGUUGCGGAUCAAAAGAUGAAUAUGAGACGCAAGUUCUGGAUUCCAGCUUUUAUUUCACAGUAUUUACAUCUUGAUGUGUUAAACGACUCAGGAAAGCGAACAACUCGGGAAGAGCUUCAUCAUCUAACAAGCCAAUGAUCCAAAACACACUGCCAACACAACAAGGGGGGAAAAAGUGGAAGGUCUUAGACUGGACAAGUGAGUCACAAGCUCUUAACUAAAUAGAGCCCCCUGAAGUGAAGACUGAAGGGAGAAAGCCCCAGAAACAAACAAGAACUGAAAGAGACAGCAGUAAAGGCCUGGAAAGGUGUUUCAAAUGUAGAAUGUAACAGUCUGUUGAAUUCAAUGACUUGCAGCUUCGAUGCAGUUAUUGCAAGAAAGGGUUACACCACCAAAUAUUGAAUGAAUGUUAUUUUUUUAUGCUUAAUAUUUACUUAAUUUUAUUAUGACCAUUCCAAUACUUUUGCCCACUUGAAAAGUGGGCAAUUCAAACAAUAGGUUUUCUGUCCUGAGUGGUUUAACACGUCUGGAUGUAAAUAACCGUACAAAUAAAAGCUGGAAGUCUCAACUUUUGUCUCACAGUCUUCUUUUGAUCUGAAACCCAAAUGUCUUCAGUACACAACAAAGGAAUUGGCGUUGCUGUUGCAAUACUGUUGGAGGGGACUGUAUAUUGGAGAGAAUGGGAGGACCGGUGUCUGCGGCAACUCCCACUGAAUAUUGCAUAGUAUAAGUGCAGUAGUGAAUUGCAAACGGUACAUGAUUAAAUAAUAUAUAUACACAGGAUACCGUACUAUGUAUAGAAUGAUCCAUUUUCUAUAUUGCUUGUCCUCACUACGGCCUCAGCGAGCUGGAGCCGAUCUCAGCUGACAUCGGGCCACACGCUGGACUAGUUGCCAGCCAAUCACAGGGCACAUAUAGACAAACGGUCAUUCACAUUCACAAUUUGCAAUUUACAGUCUUCAAUGGACUUAAGAUGCAUGUUUUAUCACUAUGGGAAGAACAUUUCAAAUCUGCCCCUGAAGACUCCGCUGAAAUUUUAACCGAGAAUCUCGUAACUGUGAGGUGGAUCUGCUCACCAUAAUUCGCAGUUGGGACUGAAACAAAUCAUUUGAAUUACAAAAAAAGUGUGUAGACUAACGAGAGCAAGACUUUAUACAAAAAGCAUGUGUGAUUGCUGAUUGCGUGAUCUCUUGUUGUCGUCUCUUAUACCUUUGACAGAGUUUGAUGGAGAGCUGGUCGGAUGACAGCUGGAACUGUUGUCAUAACUGGAGGAAUACUGGCCACAGUGAUACUUCUCUGUAUCAUCGCUGUGCUCUGUUACUGUAGACUCCAGUACUACUGCUGUAAGAAGAAUGGCUCUGAUAGUAGCUCCAACUCUCUGCAACGCUUUGAAUGCAACACCUGCAGCGUCUCUGGCCUGGAUGGGACUUUUGGCAUCCCGCUGUCACUUUCACCCCCAGAGCCACCUGCAUUGUCCAAACCCAGGAAAGCCACAGUGGGGCGUCGCCGCUACUGCCCCACCUGCUCCCCGUACGACUCACCCUUCUUCAUCCGUACCGCUGAUGAGAUGCGCAACGGAGGCGAGCGCAUCACUUACAUGCCCACGCACUACGAGAACCAGGCGCUGGCCAUGCCGCUGCCCGCCAUGCACGGAUCCCUGCUGAGGGAAGAUCCGCGGAGCAAAGCACCGGAUUUCUACACAAACACUCGAGCCAUCAGCACAGAAGUGUGACACUGCAGCUAGAAGCGCUGAACACAAAGCGGUUUUGGGAUCCUGUAUGGAUGCUUUGUUAUGGUAGAUUUAUUUACCGUACUGUACUGAUUUAGUUGACCUUAUUUUUUAUUUAUUUUUUGGUGUAUGUGCAAUGUCUGUUUGUAAACUACACUGUGAUUUGACUGUUAAUUCAGUUUAUAGACCGAGGGCUAUCUGACCUAAGUUAGCGUUUACAUAUCUACUCAAAAACAAAAACGUCAUUUUUGAGACAGUUGUGUCGUACUCCCUGUAACGAUCUGUAUUUUCUCAGUGCAUGCUCCAUUUUAAAGGAGGUUCUGUCUCUAUGCAAGAUGUUUUAGAAAUCCAUUGAAGUCUCAACUCAUCAGAUUUAAUCUCAACAUUUUAUUGGCACAUCAUCAUGAGUAUGUGAGGUACAGUAAUUAAGAGUGAAUCACUGGUCGUUUAAAGCCCUCUGGUUUGCUUGGUCACUUACUGACCUUCAAUUUUGUGCUCUUAUGUGUCUAUUAUGAACAAGAUUGAAGUAUCUUUAUUAGUCGUUUUUUUAUAUGACAAUAUAAGUGGAGGCAGCAACCAUAUAUGAGAACUACGGCGUGCUUUUUCUGCUGGAUGUUGCAGGACAUAGUACUGACCCAUUUGCCAUUAGUCUUUACUGACUCAGAUGCAAAAAAGUUUGACAACAAAUAUAUGACUCAUCAGUUGUUUCAGAUGGACGUGCUUGUUACGUGCAUGUGUCUUUUGUGUGCUUUGAUGCGGAGAUAGUCAUUUACUUUUUGCGCUUUUGCUAUUACUCUCAUGUGGCAUCAUUAAAAUGAAGACGGUGGUGGUGUUCCUCUUCACAUUGUGAGAACAUCCACUUUUUCGAUGCCAUAUCUUUGUGACCAACAAUGUCGCUGUGAUAGUCCUGAAUAUUCGAUUUUUUCUCCGAGUCUACAACCAUUUUUCUUAUUUUUUUGCAUAAAAUCACACAAUUGGUAAUAGCAACUUUAUGUUUGCAUACCUUUUCAUCCCUCGAUGCAAAAAAAAAAAAGUUUUGUUUACUUUGUGUGAGUGAGGGCAAAUAAAUGUACUCGUAUAUCGUUACGUGAUGUGCUUAUAAAAGUCAAUACACAACGUCAGGGCAAACUGUUUUUGUUACAAAGAAUCUAUCACUAUCAUUUCAUCACUUCUAUUACCUACUAAAUUAUGUAGCUACUUGUUAAAACAACAAAAGCAUAUUUUGAACUGUUGAUAGAGAAAUCAACAUACAUAUGAUCAUUAACACUAGACAGUGAUACAUUUUGACAAAUAAAGAUUUGUAAUUGCUUCGAA
Molecule: messenger RNA, 3320 nt
Organism: Hippocampus comes (tiger tail seahorse)
Lineage: Eukaryota; Metazoa; Chordata; Actinopteri; Syngnathiformes; Syngnathidae
Product: protein FAM163A-like
Exons: 2
Coding region: 1518-2009 (163 amino acids)
Source: RefSeq, a predicted model, not a curated record